This is a messenger RNA of Oryza brachyantha (malo sina), 1492 nucleotides long. RefSeq names its product annexin D8-like. The transcript has 5 exons. NCBI's taxonomy places the organism in Eukaryota, Viridiplantae, Streptophyta, Magnoliopsida, Poales, Poaceae. The record is from RefSeq and is a predicted model, not a curated record. Gene Ontology annotation, cellular component: cytoplasm. Gene Ontology annotation, molecular function: calcium-dependent phospholipid binding; calcium ion binding. Bases 345 to 1337 code for a protein of 330 amino acids.
ACGCAAUGCAUAUCUCUUACGAUAAGAAUAUCUAUGGACAAAACAGGAUCUGAGUGAUUGAUGCCCGAUCGAAAAGAAGCUUAAAAGGUCUUAAAAAGUCAAGACGUCUAUCACUGAAAUUCGGCUUCAUGCCCCCAGAUCCCAUGCUGAGUAGGAAGCAGAUUUGCUUCCUCCCAUCUCCUCUCUCUUUGCUUCCUUUUUGGCCAUCUGAGAUAGCUUUAUCCAUCCAUCCUUUAGCAAAAAAGAAACCAAUAGCCACCAAUACUUGCCAUCAUAUAUAUCUGUGCAAUGGCCGGCCAACCAAACCCAGUUCUCUACAUUGAACACUUCAGCUUUGAGUAGACAUGGCCUCUCGGUUUCUUGUUACCACAGGCUUUGAGGACGAGUGCAGAGCGAUCCAUGAUGCGUGCAGCCAGCCACGCCGUUUGAGUCUUCUCCUUGCUCACCGGAGCCCAUCGGAGAGGCAGCAAAUCAAGGCGACCUACCGUGCAAUGUUCCGCGAAGACCUCGCCGGAGAACUGCACAGAAUCCUAAUGGCCAACGAGGGAGAUGAGCUCUGCAAGCUGCUCUACCUGUGGGUGCUCGACCCGGCGGAGCGCGACGCGAUCAUGGCACGGGACGCCGUCGAGAGCGGCGGCGGCGCCAUGGAUUACCGGGCCCUGGUGGAGAUCUUCACACGCCGGAAGCAGGACCAGCUCUUCUUCACCAAGCAGGCGUACCUGGCCAGGUUCAAGAAGAACCUUGAGCAGGACAUGGUCACAGAGCCGUCUCAUCCUUACCAGAGGCUAUUGGUAGCACUUGCGACCUCCCACAAGUCACACCAUGAUGAACUUAGCCGGCACAUUGCCAAAUGUGAUGCCAGGAGGUUGUAUGAUGCGAAGAACAGCAGCAUGGGAUCGGUCGACGAGGCUGUCAUUCUCGAGAUGUUUAGCAAGAGGAGCAUCCCACAGCUCAGGCUGGCAUUCAGCAGUUACAAGCACAUCUAUGGGUAUGACUACACCAAGGCACUGAAGAAGAAUGGCUUUGGUGAGUUUGAACAAUCUUUGAGGGUUGUUGUGAAGUGCAUCUACAAUCCUUCUAUGUAUUUCUCCAAGCUGCUGCACACAAGUUUGCAAUGCUCAGCUACAAAUAGAAGGUUGGUUACAAGGGCUAUUUUGGGCAGUGACGAUGUCGAUAUGGACAACAUCAAGUCAGUAUUCAAAAGUAGUUACGGAAAGGACCUUGAGGAUUUCAUCCACGAAAGCUUGCUUGAGAGUGAUUACAAAGAAUUUCUUUUAGGUGUGGCCAAGGCCCAAGGGGUCAAUAACCUCAUGAAGUCUGUUUGGAAUGAUCCUUGAAUUAUACAGGGAAAGGAAAGAGUUCAUAUACUGCUUUGCUUAUAAGAGCAAAUUGACCAUCAAAAACAGCAGUUUCAUGUUAGCUGAGUGUAGGAUAUAGAUGAAAUAUUAUGUUCAUGUUGUUGCUUUUGGGUGAAAAAUGUUAUCAGUUAAAC